GUCUGCAUGCGUGUGCAUUAAAAUCCGCUGUUGGCCGAUGCAUAAACUUUAUUAAUCAAGGAGUUCAAAUAUGCGGCCUAGAUGUGUUAUCAGCUUAGUGUCAUCUGCUUAUACUCACACACGGAAAAUUAAUUCUUAUUUCAAGUCCAGUGUACUCAUUUUCACAACAAGGAAUAUGUCUUCUGCCACGAAAUUACCAAAAGUGUUCGUGACCCGGAAAGUUCCCGAGGAUGGGAUCAAAUAUCUUAGGAAUAAAGCUGAGGUAACACAGUGGAAUUCAGAUGACGCUAUUCCACGUGGAGAGCUCAAGGAACGUGUCAGAGGGGUCGAUGGUCUUUUCUGUCUACUAACUGACAAAAUAGAUGCAGAAAUACUUGACUGUGCAGGUCCGAGCCUUAAGGCCGUGAGUACGAUGUCAGUGGGCUAUGACCAUGUAGAUGUAGGAGAGUGCAACAAGCGAGGUAUACCUGUCGGAUUCACACCAAAUGUGCUGACCAGUGCAACUGCCGAGUUGACCGUGACCUUGUUAUUGACAGUAUCCAGAAGAAUUAAGGAGGGUAUUGAGGCGGUGAAGGACGGUAGUUGGGGUACUUGGAAGCCAUUAUGGUUGUGUGGUCAGGGUUUGGAUGGAGCGACCGUCGGUGUAAUAGGUCUCGGAAGAAUUGGGUUUGCGGUUGCACAACGACUGAAACCAUUCGGCGUAGCAAAGAUUCUUUACGCAGACGCAGAGGAAAAGGAAUAUGCGAACCAGCUUCCGGCAGAAUAUGCAAAUUUAGAUCAGCUUUUGGAGGAGUCUGAUUUUGUUCUUGGUUGCUGCGCGCUCACUGAAGAAAAUGUUGGCUUAAUGAAUUCAUCGGCAUUUAAGAAAAUGAAGAAAACUGCUAUUUUUAUUAAUACGAGCCGAGGUGGACUAGCAAAUCAGGAUGAUUUAUACCAAGCACUGAAAUCAGGAGAGAUUCUAGGGGCGGGGCUAGACGUGACUACUCCAGAACCACUCCCUACAGAUCACCCGCUACUUUCGUUGGACAACUGUGUAAUAUUACCGCAUAUCGCUAGUGCAACAUUGAAGUCGAGGAAUGCAAUGUCAGAACUGUGCGCAAGAAAUAUUAUAGAAGCUUUGAAUGGUAAUUCUAUGCCAGCCGAGGUGAAAUAGUCUUAAAAACGACUUUGUACUUUUGUUUGUUAUUAUCUGGAAAAUUGACUUUUUAUGCCCCCGGCAUCUGCUGAUGCGGGAGGUAUAUAGUGAUUGUCCUGUCCGUCCGUACGAGGUUCACCAAAAUGGGACCGUUUCGUCUAGCAUCAAUACCCCUUACUAGAAUUACUUAAUACUAAUGCAGAUGUAACCUGUGACCAUUCCUCAUCUUCAGACAUCACCUGACCUCAGUUUGACCUUGACCUUGACCUCAUUUUGGACUUAGGUUGCUUUAUAUGGGCCAUCUCUUGGUUAACCAAAUGGGACCGUUUCGUCUAGCAUCAAUACCGCUUUCAAGAAUGAAUUGAUACUAAUAGAAUUGUAACCUGUGACCAUUCCUCAUCUUCAAACAUCACCUGACCUCAGUUUGACCUUGACCUUGACCUCAUUUUGGACUUAGGUUGCUAUGGGCCAGACCUGGGGUAAUUAAAAAUGUAAUUGUAAUUAAUUGCAAUUAAAUUACAUUUCCCAAGUAAUUGAAUGUAAUUUGUAAUUGGGUCAUUUAUCAAUUACAUGUAAUUGUAAUUUAAUUAAUUACAGAACAGUUCUA
Molecule: messenger RNA, 1742 nt
Organism: Mercenaria mercenaria
Lineage: Eukaryota; Metazoa; Mollusca; Bivalvia; Venerida; Veneridae
Product: glyoxylate reductase/hydroxypyruvate reductase-like
Exons: 4
Coding region: 71-1153 (360 amino acids)
Cellular component (GO): cytosol
Molecular function (GO): glyoxylate reductase (NADPH) activity; NAD binding; hydroxypyruvate reductase (NADH) activity
Source: RefSeq, a predicted model, not a curated record